This is a messenger RNA of Pygocentrus nattereri (red-bellied piranha), 1679 nucleotides long. It is a transcript of the gene tuba8l2, whose product is annotated as tubulin, alpha 8 like 2. The record is from RefSeq and is a predicted model, not a curated record. Gene Ontology annotation, cellular component: microtubule; cytoplasm. Gene Ontology annotation, molecular function: GTP binding; structural constituent of cytoskeleton. Bases 82 to 1431 code for a protein of 449 amino acids. NCBI's taxonomy places the organism in Eukaryota, Metazoa, Chordata, Actinopteri, Characiformes, Serrasalmidae. The transcript has 4 exons. Gene Ontology annotation, biological process: mitotic cell cycle; microtubule cytoskeleton organization.
UCUCACUAAUACCCCAUUAUAGGUACAGUGAGAGGACCAAGCUGCUUCAGUUCCUUCUGAAAAGACAGAAAUACAAGCGAAAUGCGUGAGUGCAUCUCUGUCCAUGUGGGCCAGGCUGGUGUUCAGAUGGGUAACACCUGCUGGGAGCUGUACUGUCUGGAGCACGGUAUCCAGCCUGAUGGACAGAUGCCCAGCCAAAAGCCUGUUGGUGGCCAUGAUGACUCAUUCACCACCUUCUUCAGUGAGACCGGCGCUGGAAAAUAUGUACCUCGUGCCAUCUUUGUGGACCUGGAGCCCACAGUCAUAGAUGAGGUGCGUACCGGUACCUACCGCCAACUCUUCCACCCUGAGCAGUUAAUCUCAGGAAAGGAGGAUGCAGCCAAUAACUACGCUCGAGGUCACUACACCAUCGGCAAGGAGAUCAUAGACUCUGUCCUUGACCGCAUCCGCAAACUGGCUGACCAGUGCACAGGACUGCAGGGCUUCCUGGUGUUCCACAGCUUUGGUGGAGGAACAGGGUCUGGAUUCACCUCCCUCCUGAUGGAGCGUCUCUCUGUUGACUUCGGCAAAAAGUCCAAGCUGGAGUUCGCCAUCUACCCAGCACCGCAGGUGUCCACGGCUGUGGUGGAGCCAUACAACUCCAUCCUGACCACUCACACCACAUUGGAGCAUUCCGACUGCGCCUUCAUGGUGGACAACGAGGCCAUCUAUGACAUCUGCCGGAGGAACCUGGACAUCGAGCGCCCGUCCUACACUAACCUCAACAGGCUCAUCAGCCAGAUUGUGUCCUCCAUCACUGCCUCCCUCCGCUUCGAUGGUGCCCUGAAUGUGGACUUAACGGAGUUCCAGACCAACCUGGUGCCAUAUCCCAGAAUCCACUUUCCCCUUGCUACGUAUGCACCAGUGAUCUCUGCUGAGAAGGCCUACCAUGAGCAGCUCUCCGUGGCCGAGAUCACCAACUCCUGCUUUGAGCCCAGCAACCAAAUGGUGAAGUGUGACCCAAGGCACGGGAAGUACAUGGCCUGCUGCCUGCUGUACCGCGGUGAUGUGGUGCCCAAGGAUGUCAACGUGGCCAUCGCAGCCAUCAAGACCAAGAGGAGCAUCCAGUUCGUGGACUGGUGCCCCACUGGCUUCAAGGUGGGAAUCAACUACCAGCCCCCAACUGUGGUACCUGGAGGUGACCUGGCCAAGGUCCAGAGGGCCGUGUGCAUGCUGAGCAACACCACAGCCAUUGCCGAAGCCUGGGCUCGUCUGGACCACAAGUUUGACUUGAUGUAUGCCAAGCGGGCCUUCGUGCACUGGUACGUGGGGGAAGGCAUGGAGGAGGGAGAAUUCUCUGAGGCCCGUGAAGACAUGGCAGCCCUGGAGAAGGAUUACGAAGAGGUGGGUAUCGACUCCUUUGAGGAAGACGAGGAGGGAGAAGAGUUUUAAAAGAUCUGAGAAGAAAGUGACCUCUGGACAAUGUCGGAGCCCAUUAUAACAUCUAAAAUACUGGAAAAGGACUGAGUGUGAACUCUCUUCUAUUCCUGCCAACAUUACCAAAGGAAGCACAGUGUGCGGCCCCCAAUGUCAUCUUCUUUCUAAAUGUUUGUUUUGUCUUGUGGUGUAACCCUUUUUAUUUUGUACCAGAAGUGUCAAAAUAGCUAUUAAUAUGAAAUAAAGGUGCCAAUUCUGCUUGA